Messenger RNA from Closterium sp. Yama58-4, 2607 nucleotides. Lineage: Eukaryota; Viridiplantae; Streptophyta; Zygnematophyceae; Desmidiales; Closteriaceae. The record is from the annotation of a GenBank genome assembly.
AUGGAGGAAGACCGCAGACCCUACAAGUGUGACCUUUACCCCCAAUGCGUUGCUACGUUCGCAUUAGCACAUGAGAAAGCACGGCAUAUGAGGAGAGGACAGCACAAGAGAAGGGUGGAAGAGGCACCAUCGGAGGGGUUGCGCGAUAACAGUAGCCAAGGAGGAGCCAUAGAAAGGCUACGAGCAGCUGCAAACCGUCUUCGUUCACGAUCGAGCAAUCACACGCGUUCUGACACGCAACCUGGACCGAGCCGCUUGGAUGUGCGGCCCGACGCCGCUGAACUAAACCAGGACGAGACCGGCUACGCAUUUGCACCAGAGUGUGAUGCAACGGCUGUUGACAUUGAUGGUCGUGCCUACCGUUUCAUUCGCACGGCGGCUGGAGGAUCCGGGCUUUCGCGUGCGGAUAUAGCGGAAUUGACAUCCAUUCUUGUUGAAAUUGUGGCCAAUCCCGACAGGCUCACACUCAAGUCACUCGCAGAAUUCGACAAGUACGAGGAGGCGCAGCUGGCCGGGGCCAACAUUGAACCGUUUGAGCAGGUCGAGCUUACCAAGGAGGGGGACCUGAAGCCCGUGAUCCUGUGGAGGCGUUCGGCUCUUACGUGCGUCACUAGCUUAUACGAGAACGUGGCGAACGCUCAAGGUUUCGUUGUGCGACCUCCCAAGAAUUGUAACCCAGCCAAACGAAUCUACAAGGGUCCUGAGACGGGGAGUUGGUGGCGGGAGGUCCUGCGUCUGCUGCCGGCAACUGAUCCGGGGAAGGCCGUCGCUGCGGUGAUUAUCUAUUCGGAGGAGACGACUCUGACAGUUGAUGGCGGACUUAAGGGUUGGCCGGUGUACAUCUCACUAGCCAACAUUGCGCCGGGGAAUCGGUGGAAACCCCACGGCCAUCGACUGUGUGCUCUUCUACCUGAUGAUGACGGAAGCUUCUUCACGCAUGCGGACAGCGAACGAUGGCAUCUCGAAGUAUUCCAAGAAGCGUUGGAUCUUAUCAUGAAGGACCUGAAGAUGGCCCAAAACGAUGGAGUGGAGCUCACGGACCCAUACGGCAUUCGCCGUACGGUCUUUCCGAUCACGUACGCAUACAUUGGAGACUAUCCGGAGCAGUGCAAAGUUGCGGGCACCAAGUCUGGCAUCAAGACUCGCUUUCCUUGCCCUAGGUGCACCGUUCCGAAGGAGCAGUUGAACAACAUGACGUACCCGUUAAAGUAUCGAACGGAGGCGUUACAAAAGGAACGUGUCAUGGAGAUGGAGCGAGAGACGAGGGUUACGGCACGCAACGACUUGACGAAGCUCUACAGUACACACUUCGUCAAGAGUGCCUUGUGGGGACAACGCUUUGGCGACACGGAUUUUGGCAACCCGUACAGACAACUCACGUCCGACAUCAUGCACAUGUCCCUCCUCGGCGUAUACAAGCACAUACUGGAGGGACUCAAGUCGAAGCUCACUGAGCGCACAUUGCGUGAGCUCGACGCUGCCCUCGAGCGGAUCACCAAUUACAGCAGACAGUCAUUCUUUCGAGUUCCUUCACACACUGCUGGCUAUUUCAGCGGCCACAACACCUUCAAGGCCUUCCAUCAUCAGGCGGUCAUGCAGGUGCUGCCAGCGCUCCUGGUGAUGGCGAAGGUGGACCAGAUGACGAUCCGUGCAGUGGAGCUGUAUUGCACGUGGCACAGGGAGGCAUGGCACCGCACGCUCGUUCCGAUGCUGAUGGAUGAGUUCACGGUGGACGAUCAAGCAUCAAACUUCAACGUUCCGAAGAUUCACGCGAUGCUGCACGUUAGUGAAGACAUCAGGCGCCGUGGCGUACCGAUUCACUACUGCACCGAUGUCUACGAGCAUGUGCACGUGGUGGUGAUGAAGAGACCAUACCGAGCAUCCAACAAGAGGAACGCCGAAGAAGCGAUCACGCGGCGUUGCCUAAUAUCAGAGCUCGUCGAGUGGAUGAGUGCCAGAGAUGAGGCCAUAGAGACUGGAAUUCCUACUGUUACAGGGACGUCAACAAAGUUCGUAUUGGGCGACGAGCGUAACAAGAACUACAUGGCGUACGUGGAGAGCGUCCCAGGAGACUUUGACCUCCUGGAGGAUAGUAUUGUCUCCUACCUCAAAGACGAGCACGGCGACGAUAAGGUACACUAUGCUCGGAUGAUAGAGGUGCAUUCAGGUGUUGCGGUACCACCAGACGACGAUUUCAUGAGAUACAGCAGAUAUCCACAGUAUGCACGAGCGACACCCGCAUUCCACGGUGGUCCUUGGUUUUCGGAUGUGGAUAUUGAGGGCGAGGAUGAUGAGAAGAAGAAGGUGGUAUGGCACGCGAAGCUGUUUCUUAUAUUCACAUUGCGUUGGACGGUGUGCACUUCUGGCGAGGGGGAUGAGGAAGAUAAGGAGGAGCAGUUUUCAGAGCAGCUUGCAUUUUGUCGUUAUUACGGCUCUCUUCCCCAGUCUGCAACGAUGGACAUGAAGACCUUGAACUGGUGGCCCUCACGCCGCGGGUAUGGUGUGUUGCCUGUAGAGAGUAUUUUGCGUGUGCGUCACGUCGUUCCCAAAACCAUUGACCCAGCUCAUCCUAGGGCAACAUUUAUGUUGAAUCACUUCAGAUGGUAG